CAAAAAUAAUCUGACGCGCAGUAAUAUCUGUGUUGUUGUCCACAUGAAGUUCAUGACGGUCCUGUUCCUGUAAGAAAGAUAGGAAUAUUGUGAUCCGAUAGGAAGGGAUAUGGCUCAAGGUGAUCCACAGAAAUGGCAUUUGCCUGGAUGGAGGAUAGAACAAAAGUUUGCACCAGGUGUUCUAAUCGGAAACUGGUCGGAAGAGAGAUAUACGUUCAAUAAAGGAGAUCAGAAACAUAACAGUACUCACAGAGCAGAUUUCCGUAAUUUCAAAGGACAUCGUCCUGACGUGUUGGUAAGAAGGAAAGCCCUGCUGAAAAACAACGGUCUUGGACCGGAGCAUAUAUUCUAUCAUCAUGGUAAACGAUAUUCCAACAACACAGUGUCCUGGUAUGAUGAGCACUACAAUGGUCGUUUUACGGAAAAUAAUGAUCUGCCAGGAUUGAGAGACUGGAACAGUCACAAACUGUCAUGGGCACCAGAGAAAUCGGAUUAUCCCCUUCAAGGAAAACCAACAAAUUUCGGAUUACUGGAACAGCUUCAGAACAAGUGGCAAAGUCAAAUCGCUGAUGAAACCAAGGGAGACUACUCCUCAACCUACCAGAAUUCCUUCCUUCAACACCCAACAGACAGCAUGGUGAAGGCAAGAUUUGCAAUUCCCAAAAAUAUGUCAACAAGUCUUCACCCUGUCAACAAAAUCAACAAAGAUCUUCACCUCAGAAACACAUCUGUGUACAAAUCUCCAGAGAAACUGCCAGCGCUGGCAUAAUUAUUGAGCUAUAAAUGUAUAUCAACGCUCUCAUCAUUUUCGUGUUCAGUAUGGGCAUAAACAUUCAGUAUACAAAAUAUAUCAGAUAAAUGAACAGUUUAGUCAUUUGAUCUAUGAAUUAAUUCUUCAACCAUAUAUGGGAAGAAUAAAGGAUUCUGCGUUUGAAAUCUAGUAAUUUACAAUAAUUUCAAACAUUUUGUUCAUAUAUACUUAAUUAUGAAUUUAUAAUUAGUUAAAUAAAAAAUUUAGAUUUUCUGGGUUAUCAUGUACACGGAUACUUAUAAAUAUUGAUAUUAUGCGAAGAUUAGGGUACAGGAAAAAAAAGUGCUUGAAUUCUUAUAUGUUGAAAAAAAAAAGAUUUUGAAAAUUUCAUGUGUCGGUCAAAUUCUUUUUAUUACUUUUUACUGAUUUUGUGAAUUGUUUUUCAUGCUGUUGGUAAAUUUGAUGAACAUUUUCUGAUGAAUUUGUUGUUUUUGAUAUUUUGAUGUCACAAUGUUUAGAAAUAAUAGAAAAGACACAAAUUUUCUUCUUAAAAAUCUGAUAUGAACUUUCCUCAGAAUCAUAUGCUAUUAUCGUAGUGCCUCUAUGAACAGCAUUAAAUAUUCUCUAGUAUUUUAAUAUUUCUUAUCUGUUUGGAUAUGGGAACUUCUUUUAGAUUUUCAACUUUUCUUUCAUGAAUAUACAUUCAUAAUACACAACUUUUUAUCAUAAAUCAGGUUUUAUCUAAUUACUCUCAAAUAAAGUGAAACUUUAUUGAAAUGUUCGUUUUAAACUAUGAUUUUUUUUUUAUUGUGAAGCCGUCCAUUUAUGAAUUAUUAUAGUUCUUAUAAGACUUACCAGGUAAAAAUAUCUAUGUUUAUGACUUUCAUUACAUUUGUUUUUAUUAUGGAUAUAUAUACAAUGUAUUUUCAUUAUCUGUAAAUAAUAUGCGAGUUUCUGCACCCUUUUUCUAGUCUUUGUACAAAAAUUCAUUUUGCCAUUGAGACAGCACUACUGCUUAUUUAGUAUAAUCUAUAUUUAUUUAUUAUCCUCACUAUAAGGCACUUUCUGUACAGUAUUAUGAAUAUUCAUCGUCUUUCAAUGCUUUCAUUGUUUACUUGCUGUGAUAUGUUUCAAAUCAUGUGAUAUUUUUUAAUUUUAUUCAAAAUGAUUUUUUUAUAAAUACUUAGAAAAUUGAAAAUUAGUGUAAUUGAAAAUUAUGUAUGCAAAUUUUAUAUACUUAGAUAAUUUCUGUGUUUAAGAAAUGUUUUUUAAAAUUAAAUAAAAAAUAAUAUUCAGUAUUAAUUACCGAAAAUAGACAAUAUUGAAACCUGUAAAUGUGAACUAACUUUUAGAUUAAAAGAAAGUUCAGAGAACAAAAAUGUGUAGAUCUAGCAACACACAUUAGAAUAAAAUUAAAGAAAAUUGAGAGGGUUCACAAUUAAAGUAUCAGUCCAUUAUUCAAAAUCAUAUCUUGAUCUAAAUGGGCAGAGUAGUUACUCCCAGUAUGUUAAAAAUAUACCGUUUGAGUUUUGGAUGAAUAUUGAUUAAUAAGUCAUUCAAUAAAAGCUUUUUAGGAUGGUGACAUAAUUUUGCCACUAUCAUAUUAUAUGCCAUCAAACUGAUGUGAAAGAUUUUUAAUGAUUUUUAUACUUAAGUGUUUCUCUACUAUAAUUAUUGACUUUGAAGUAUGCAUACAAGUUCUCUAUGAAUAUUGGUCAUGAACUCUAAUACUUUUAUGUACACAUACAAUAGAGAUUUUGAUACAGUUUAAGAUAAUUAUACUCAGUAGAUCUAUCUAGACCUUACUUCAGUAUUAAAUUCCAAUUUUACAUGGAAUUGAUUAAAUCUAAAAUGUAAUUUUAGUUUGUGUUGUAUAAUUUUUGCCAAUUUUUGAAUCUCUGUGAUCGAUGUACAAGUACCACCAAAUGAUUAUGCUCACUAUUUCUGCACAAGUACAAUGAAAAUAGCCAAGUAGCAUUAAAACAGUAUAUGUAUAGUACAUUUUUAUGACCUGUUUUCCAAAGCAGUAAGACAAAAAUCCAUUGUUUCUUGAAUAUUAAAUUAUGCUCAAAUCUGUAAUUUUGAAAAAUUGUACAAAAAAUGAAUUAUAAUUUAUGUUUUUGUUUUAAAUUUUUUUGAAAGAAUUUAAUGAAUUUGAUAAAACUCCAUUAAAGCUUCAUGCUUCAAGUAUAACAUCAUUUUUUAUUCAAAUUCCUUGCAUUUAAGUAACAAAAUUUUCAACUUUUUGCUUCAAACUAAGACAAAAUGUUUUGCAAAUCAUUUGUUAUCAAUAUUAAUACUUAUUUUAUUGUACUCUUAACAAAGUACAUCUAUAUAUUCUAUCAGUCUGUUGGGGAAUUGGUAUCUUGUCAACAUAAAAUUUCGUUCAAAAUGAAAAAAAAAGAGACAAAUAUCGAGGAUAAAAUCCUUUCUAGAAAAAUGAAGUCAUUCAUGAGAUUGUUCUUAAAUCUGAGAUGCAAAAUUUAAGAAUAAGCUAUUACUAGUUGACAGAUUCCAAUUAAAACAGAAAUUGUAAUCUAAAAUAUAUUUACCGAUAUUGCAUAUAUCAAACCACCUUGCUCAAGCCUGACCAUUAUAAUCUCAUUAGAUUGGAAGUUAUUUAGAAGUUUUAUUUUGAAGAUAUAUUUAUAUAUAUAUAAAGCUGUAGAUAUUGUUGGCUUUUUGGUUUUUUUGUUUGUUUUUCUUGUUAUUCUCCUACUAUAGUCUAUAUCAUUACCAGUAUUAUGGUUUCACAGUAUUGUAAACAAGUUGUGGGACACAUUUUAUAUUUUUUGUGUGAAGAUGGACCAUAUCAUUUUGUGUGUCACAAUGGAAGAAGUAUUAUAGUUGUUAUAAUUUUUAUGUUAUUACAACAUUUAUAUCUUACGAAGAAAAAACCUGAAAUAGUUGUGCCCUACUCUUACAGUAUUUCCUGCACAAUAUAUAGCAUCUCAUAAUGUUGUUUUUUUUAAUCUUUCAAAAAAAAGUUUUAUUUCUUUAAAUUCAUUUCUGCAUUGUAACAAGAAACCUUUUCUUUAAAAUAACAGAUUUGAUUCCGAAACAAUAAUGACAUUUCAAAUAAAUUUCAAAUAAAUUUCAUUUUUAAUAAAACAAAAAAUUUAUAUUUUAUUGCAUCAGGGAUUUUUCGAAAAUCUUUAAAACUUUUUUUGAACACCUUCAUACCAAGUGAAAAUUAUAGCUAUUUUUAUUUAUUUUGGUAUUUUAAUACCCGUAACGUAAAUUGAAGUAUUCCUGAAUGUUAAAGGUUGUUAUCUAGUUAAAUAAGUAUUAGAGAAAUGUGAUUGAUCAUUGACUGUGAUACAUAUUUUAUGUGUGUUACAACAAUAAAUAGAUUGUUAAAAUUGUA
Molecule: messenger RNA, 4118 nt
Organism: Pecten maximus
Lineage: Eukaryota; Metazoa; Mollusca; Bivalvia; Pectinida; Pectinidae
Source: RefSeq, a predicted model, not a curated record